ACCCCCGAGAAGGGCUGUGGCACUGAAGGGGUUCCUCCCAGGGACCGUGGGGUGCUGAGACAGCGCAGGGCUGUAAGUCCCUGACGACUUGGGAACAGCGUGGUGAUGGUGUGUAGCCAUCUCCUUAAGAAGGACAUUGUAGGGCUGUGCAGAGAGGGGGACCAGGCAGCUGGAAGCGAGUCUGUCUCGGCUGGCUUGGGGCGCAGAGCCCUGGCUCCGGGCUCCCCUCCCCACAAGAUGGACUUGUCUGAAAGUCACUGAUUUCUGUGCUAACAUGUUCUGUUCUACGCUGUGUUCGUGUCGACUAAUAAACCUUCUGUUUUACCUGCUGACUGAGAGUCGCGUCUGACUGCAGAGUUGGGGUGCAGGGCCCUCUGGUUUUCUGCAGGAGUGGCAUGCGACGGGGGGGGGCCCUGACCCCCACCACAGCUGACCCCCCUCGCCCUCCAGGUGGGAUGUAAUGUGGGUUCCUGACCACAACUUCCCCCUCCAGAUGGAUUGCAAUGGGCAGGAGGGGGGUCCUGACCCCUUGUUCCCCUGCUGAGGUGAACUCUGGGCAGGAGGGUGCAGCCAAGAAUAAUAGAUAUUAAGUAUAUUUAAGAUAUAGAGUGAAACAUAAAUAUUAAUUAAUGGUAGGUGACGGGGCCUACAAGUUGAGGCCUAUAAUAUUUCACUUAGCCAUAUUAGGCCUAAAGAGAGUUGGCAUAAGAAGGUGGCCCAGGAAUAACCCUGUGAAAUUACAAGGUUACUGUAAAGAAUGUGCCAGUGGGUGAUGUUAGGGGAAAUAGACCACAGUGUACUUGUCUAGACCCCCAAGGCACCCAGUUGUAACAUCAUGAGAAAUUCUGCAGGUUACCAUGGGAACUAGUUUACAGAGAGCAUAAUGAGAGUAAGGGGAACUAAGGGAUAGCCAAUGAGAAAUGCGGUGCCCCUAAAUUAGAGGGAUGCGGAAGUAUGGAUGAGGAAAAAGGGGUUGGAAGCCUUAUGCAUAUGUAUGAAUCUUAGUGUGUGUAAGCAUGAUUCACUAAAAGAUGAGCUACCCUGUGGGGGAGGGAGGGGCAAAGAAGUGGAGAGAUGCUAGGAUGGCAACCACUGGUGGUGGUGGUGGUAGUAGUAGUGAUGAGGAGGAGGAAGAUAAUCACUGACUCUCUACGGUUACCCAGCAGGAGAUGUGAGUAAUGCUAAUCAUAGGGUUAAACACUUCAUACUCUUUCUCUAUCAGUGGUAUUUUAGUGUUUGUGGGAUUGUUCAUCUGCUUAGUGCACUUUUUAAUAAAGAGACUUGUAAUAAAUUGCAGUUGUUUCUUAUGUGCUUCUAGUGUCUUUUAUUCUAAUGAUACUGAUGAUCAUCAUCCUGAUGCUGUAGCCCUCAGGAGACCAAACCUUCAUUGACCACUUUGGUCUAAGUGAUAGAUCAAUAUAAAUUGAUAAACCACCAAUCCGUUAAUAAGGCUACAAGGGGCACUGCCCACUCCCCAGUCAGAGCCCACCUCUCAAAGGCUCUGACUGGGGCGAUACUGCCUCCUGGUACUCCCUCCCUUUUCCUGAUUGCCCCCAAAUAGAAUGUGAUCUAUGGGCACUAAAAGCCCAUUCCUUUAGAGACCUCUGCUCCCCAGACAGGGUCCGGCUUGAAGGAAGACUCCUCUCCCGCUACCUUGUAUGUGGGGAGUUGCCCGUCACACAGAGAUUGCCUAUGAGGAUGGGAAGCACUGCCCACCUAAGUAGGCAAGUGGCAUCCGUCCUGUGACUAACUUUCUGGAAGAGUGAAGCACAUUAUAGGCUGAUUAGAGGCUCAGUAAACACUGGUACCUAUUCUGCCCUUGGUUCUAGUGGCCAAAGCAGAAGCAGUGAAGUCACUUAAAUACAGAGACCAACGGCAUCAUGGAAGACAGCUCUCCACAUUCCUCUGGGCUUGGUGUAUAUCGUAAUCAUAAAGUAACUCUUGUUAAUGAUACAAUCCACAGGACUAAAAGGCCCUUAGACUUGCUGGAGGAGGAUCAGCCCCUGCAAUCAGCUGCUAAGAAACGGUGCCAUUUGAGUAAUUAUUGUAGCACUCCAUGCCCAUCAAAGAAAUUACCACUAUGCUCCCCAGAUUCUGCCUGCUUCCCUGACUGUCUGUAUGAUACUGAGCUGGAGAACAUUGUCAUCAGAGUUAGUCUUCCAGAAGACAGUGCGGUAGCCCUUUCUGCGGAUACAAUCAGAUGUUUUGAUGAUAGUGAGCCAGAUGACUCUUUGCUGGAACCCUCAGAUGAUGAACAAGGGAACUCUCCCUUCAAUUAUACCGAGGAAGAGUGUAGGGAAAUGUUAGCAGAUGAUUGCUUAGGAGAUGACCAGAACUCUACUGGAGAGAGUGCUUUAGUGACUCAAGAUGAAUGGGGGCAAAGUGAGAAGGAAGCGAAUAGCAACUAUAGUUGUGCAUCAGUCCCCUCUGAAGGCACAGAGACCUCAUUCAGGACCAUAGAUGAGUUAGUAAGUAACGAGUCUCUAUCUCAGACUGGCUCUUCAGUUAAUCCUGGAUAUUUUCGAAUUCUUGAGAAUGAAACUGCUAAUUCUGAGGGUGAAGGAUGCUUGAAUGUGGACUGCUUGAAAUCAAAUCAAGUAAUUUGUACGCUAUUUGACUGUGAUCUUCAGGGGCCUCUAAAUCUUUCCCCAACUGAUGCAGAUUCAGUAGAUCAGCUGAAAGGGGAUGAUGGCUUGGAGGAAACCGGCGAAAAAGCUUCACAAGUAAUAAGAGAUGACCAUCUACAAAAUGCAAGCAAACAAAGUAUAGAGUAUGAUGAAAUCAGUUCUAAUAGCUUGGUUGUUGAAGAGUCCCUUGAGUCCCUGGUUUCUAAAGAGCAGCACAGUGGGGGCAUGGAUAAUGUGGAAAAGCUGCCAUCAGAAAUCAAAGAAUCAUCUCCCUUCUAUGAUGCGCACACGAAAUUUUCCACAUACUCUCCUGAUCCUGCCUGUGGUCAAAGUAAGGACAAAGUGGAGAAUCCAGCACCUAUACUGCUAUUGCAUCCGAAAACCUCUAACUUCAUCUUAAAUCAGGACCCUUCCAAAGGAACAGACAAUGGAUUAUCAGGGACCUUUGGCUCCCAAAAGGAAGAUUUGAGCCAGGAAUCCACAUCUGUUGAAGAAUCAUCAGAAAAUCUUAAAUUAAACUCUGUAGUCUUAGACCAGAACUGUGGGGAAGACACUACCUGUGGGAAGAAGCUAGGCAAAGUCAUUCCUGUGCCACAGGUGGAAGAAAGACCAAAACAACGGAUAUGCAUUUCCGAAGCAGAACUUGAGCAAAAGAAGUGUAUUUAUAUCCAAUGUGUGCAUGCCCAUGUAAAGAAUUCCAUGGAUCCUACACCAGAUGCAUUAAAUGAGUUCUACGCACUGAUGGAUGAGGUUGCCAGCAGGGAGUACCGAACCCAGGACCGCAGAUGGCAGCAUCCAUCAGACCUCACCAUGAGAAAAUACCCAAGGUUCUCAAAGAAACCCACCCAAAAGUGCAGCCUUAAGCAAUGGGUGAGCAGGAACUUGGCCCACCACCGUCGCUUCCAGGACAUUCCUGACCACUUCCAGCGUAGCUCGGUCACAACAUCCUCCAGUGUCUGAGCUACGGAGAGACUGUGUUACGGAGAGACUGUGCUGUUUUUUCUCCAUUUAAAGUUAGUUUUUAAUUGUCCUGUAGCUUAGCUGUUUCUCUUGAUUGUUUGAUCUAUGGAUUGUUCUGUUUUUUAAUAAGGCCAGUUUGAGGAUUUUGUGUGUCUUUGUUUUGGAGACCUUCAGAACCUUCUUUUUAAAUACAAAUUAAAGAUGUGAUCUGUUCUGUA
Messenger RNA from Dermochelys coriacea (leatherback sea turtle), 3805 nucleotides. RefSeq names its product S100P binding protein (gene S100PBP). The record is from RefSeq and is a predicted model, not a curated record. The coding region runs from base 1881 to 3587 and encodes 568 amino acids. NCBI's taxonomy places the organism in Eukaryota, Metazoa, Chordata, Testudines, Dermochelyidae. The transcript has 6 exons. Gene Ontology annotation, cellular component: nucleus; cytosol. Gene Ontology annotation, molecular function: calcium-dependent protein binding.